GAGGCUGCGAGGAAGAGGAAGAUGCCCCGGGACACUGAGGCAGAGCAGGAGCUGAGCAUGGAGAGCAGGGAGGACAAAUGCCCGCGGCAGAACCUGGUGGCAGAGGCCGUUUUGAGCGGCUCCACGGCGCAGGAAGCCAAUGGGGAGGAAAAGCCCCGGAGAUGCCGCACGAGGAGGGGCUGCAAAUGCAGCUGGCGGGGAUCUGAGGGGGAAAGAGCCAGCCUGGGCCGGGAAGGCGGCUGGAGAUGGAGCCAGAGCUCGGAGCUGGUGCUCCAUGAGCAGCUCCAUGAUGGGGAGAAGCCCCACACCUGCUUGGAGUGUGGGAAGAGCUUCAGGAGGAACUGCAACCUGAUCAGGCACCAGAGGACCCACACUGGGGAACGGCCCUAUGAGUGUGAUCAAUGUAGGAAGAGGUUUCAGACCAGCUCCAAUCUCCUCGAUCACCAGCGCACGCACACAAAGGAGAGGCCCUUCCUCUGCCCCGACUGUGGGCAGGGCUUCAGGUACAGCUCCUGUCUUGUUGUGCACCGACAAACCCACACUGGGGAGAGGCCCCACGAGUGUGAGGAAUGUGGGAAGGGCUUCAGCCAUAGCUCCCAACUGAUCCGCCACCAAAAGAUCCACAUGGGGGAGAGGCCCUACGAGUGUUCCAAGUGUGGGAAGGGUUUCGGAUCAAGUGCUCCCAUCUUCAAUGGGCACUGGAAAUCGCCGAUGGACGCUGGUACAUCUCAUCCAGCAGAUGAACAAAGUCGUGCACAUCUUCUUUCAAAGGUCAUCUGA
Melospiza georgiana is the source of this 780-nucleotide messenger RNA. Its product is annotated as zinc finger protein 239-like. The coding region runs from base 22 to 780 and encodes 252 amino acids. Gene Ontology annotation, biological process: negative regulation of transcription by RNA polymerase II. The transcript has 3 exons. Lineage: Eukaryota; Metazoa; Chordata; Aves; Passeriformes; Passerellidae. Gene Ontology annotation, molecular function: DNA-binding transcription repressor activity, RNA polymerase II-specific. The record is from RefSeq and is a predicted model, not a curated record.